Salvelinus namaycush (lake trout) is the source of this 816-nucleotide messenger RNA. Its product is annotated as basic salivary proline-rich protein 1-like. The record is from RefSeq and is a predicted model, not a curated record. NCBI's taxonomy places the organism in Eukaryota, Metazoa, Chordata, Actinopteri, Salmoniformes, Salmonidae. The transcript has 2 exons. The coding region runs from base 1 to 816 and encodes 271 amino acids.
AUGCCAGGCCACGGAUGUGACAACGGUGGACAGGCCGCUGUCGGCCACCGCCUGAUGCCUUCCCCGGGUCUGACAGCGGUGAUGUGCAUGUGUCGCACCCAGCAGUCCCCACCUCGCCCUCGCCGAAUCCCGCAGCGAGAGGCCGCAUGUGAACUAGCCUUUGACAAAUUGAAAGCCUACACCGACCAACCACCAACCUUCAGGCUCCGGGCAGAGGCCAGUCUGCCCCAGGCAGUGGCCAGUCCCCCCAGGCAGCGGCCAUUCCCCCCACGCAGAGGCCAGUCCCCCCCAGGCAGAGGCCAGUCCCCCCCAGGCAGAGGCCAGUCUGCCCCAGGCAGAGUCCAGUCCCCCGCAGGCAGAGGCCAGUCCCCCGCAGGCAGAGUCCAGUCCCCCGCAGGCAGAGGCCAGUCCCCCGCAGGCAGAGACCAGUCUGCCCUAGGCAGAGUCCAGUCUGCCCUAGGCAGAGUCCAGUCCCCCGCAGGCAGAGUCCAGUCUGCCCUAGGCAGAGUCCAGUCUGCCCUAGUCAGAGGACAGUCCCCCGCAGGCAGAGGCCAGUCCCCCGCAGGCAGAGGCCAGUCCCCCGCAGGCAGAGGCCAGUCCCCCGCAGGCAGAGGCCAGUCCCCCCCAGGCAGAGACCAGUCCCCCGCAGGCAGAGACCAGUCCCCCGCAGGCAGAGACCAGUCCCCCGCAGGCAGAGGCCAGUCCACCCCAGGCAGAGACCAGUCCCCCCCAGGCAGAGGCCAGUCCCCCGCAGGCAGAGGCCAGUCCCCCGCAGGCAGAGACCAGUCCCCCCAGGCAGAGUCCAGUCUGCCCUAG